Molecule: messenger RNA, 135 nt
Organism: Jaculus jaculus (lesser Egyptian jerboa)
Lineage: Eukaryota; Metazoa; Chordata; Mammalia; Rodentia; Dipodidae
Product: thymosin beta-10-like
Exons: 1
Coding region: 1-135 (44 amino acids)
Biological process (GO): regulation of cell migration; actin filament organization
Cellular component (GO): cytoplasm
Molecular function (GO): actin monomer binding
Source: RefSeq, a predicted model, not a curated record
AUGGCAGACAAGUCAGACAUGGGUGAAAUCACCAGCUUCUAUAAGGCCAAUCUGAAGAAAACUGAGAUGAAGGAGCAAAGCAUCCUGCCAACCAAAAAGACCAUUGAACAGGAAAAGCAGGGUGAUACUUCCUAA